AUGGGUCUUGUCAAGAAGCUCAUCCUCGGCGGCACCGUCUACGGCGUCGCCCGCGAAUUCAACAAGAAGCGCGACAGCGAGCCACAGAGCCGCCAAGCCGCGCCAGAUUACAAUUCUCAGCAGCACUCGCGGCAGCAGCAUUACUGCUAUCAUCCUCAGCAGCAGCCAUCAUACUGUGCGCCGUCGCAGCAGCAGUACCACCAAAAACUACCUGCGUACGAGCAGCACCAGCCCGCACCGUCCAACUACCAGCCCCAACGAGUCUGGGACGAAAAGCGAUGA
Beauveria bassiana ARSEF 2860 is the source of this 282-nucleotide messenger RNA. RefSeq lists its product as uncharacterized. Lineage: Eukaryota; Fungi; Ascomycota; Sordariomycetes; Hypocreales; Cordycipitaceae. The transcript has a single exon. The record is from RefSeq and is a predicted model, not a curated record. Bases 1 to 282 code for a protein of 93 amino acids.